GCCACCAAAACAGUGGCAGGAUUUUGUCAACUCGGUCCAAAAUUGGGUUUUAUGGAUCCGCUGUAUCUUUGAGGCGCCAUCUCGGCUUUUCGGAUCUUUAAGAUCCGACUAUGGUGCCGCACUUCGCACCAAUUUGGGCGUUUGUUUUAAAAUAUGGCAUUUGAAUCCAUGUUCGUCAGCAGUUGGUAGUUAACGUUAGCUGUAAACGUUGGCAUGCAGAAAAUCACUAUGCAAAGAUCAGUUUAGAAAAAAAGUUUCUUAAAAGGGCAACUAAUGGAGCAAACACUACUUAUUAUAAACCUGAUAGUAUUUAACUCCGAUUAUUACUGAUAUUACUCAUGGCUUGUAGUUCUGGCUCCAAUGCAAAAAUGUCCAGUCCAAAUGUCAGCACACUGGCGAUGGCGGUGACACCAGACGCCGUGGAUCAGAAGACAAGCCCGGUGGUAUUUGAGAUUUACGGAAAGAUCUGGAACGUGCAGGCUCGUUUGGGCCAGGGCGUCUCGGCCUCAGUGUACCGGGUGAACUCCGGCCGGGCGAGCUCUGCAGUUAAGGAGUUCCAGGUGGACGCGCAGGGCGGAGAUUACGGGUUCCUCAAGGAAAGCUCUGUGCUGGAGAAGAUUCAGGGAUAUAAAAAUAUCGUGACGCUGUAUGGAAUGUUCACCAAUCACAACCCAUUUGGUGUGGCCACUCAUUGCCUGUUGUUGGAGCUUUUGGAUGUGAGUGUGUCAGAAUUGCUGGCCAGGGUGAGUAAUCAGGGGCAUUCCAUGUGGUUGAUUCAGCACUGUGCCCGUGACGUUUUGGAGGCCCUUAGCUUCCUGCACAGAGAGUGUUACGUACAUGCUGACCUCAAGCCCCGCAACAUUCUCUGGAGCGCCGAUGACGAGUGCUUUAAGCUCAUUGACUUCGGCCUUAGCUUUAAAGAGGGACACCAGGAUGUGAAGUACAUCCAGACAGAUGGAUACCGGGCACCUGAAGCCGAGCUGCAGAACUCACUGGCCCAGGCAGGUCUGGAGAGCGACUCUGGCUGCACAACUGCUGUGGACCUGUGGAGUCUGGGAAUCAUUCUUCUAGAGAUGUUCUCAGGAAUCAAACUGAAAGAAACUGUGAAGUCUCAGGAAUGGAAGGAUAACAGUUCUGCAAUAGUAGACCAUAUCUUUUCAAGCAAUGCUGUGGUUUACCCGGCUAUCCCUGUUUUUCAUUUAAGGGAUCUGAUCAAAAGUAUGCUUCACAAUGACCCUAAACUGAGAAGCACAGCUGAGGCAGCAUUAAUCAACCCUUUCUUCAGCAUUCCCUUUGCACCUCAUAUUGAAGAUUUGGUUCUUCUGCCUACACCUGUCUUGAGACUACUAAAUGUAAUAGACGACAACCACCUGUAUAAUGAGGAUGAGUAUGAAGAUAUAAUAGAAGAUAUGAAAGAAGAAUGUCAGAAGUAUGGCAAGGUUGUAUCCUUAUUGAUCCCAAAAGAGAAUCCCGGCAAGGGACAGGUGUUUGUGGAGUAUGCAAAUGCUGGAGACUCCAAAGAAGCCCAGAGACUGCUGACAGGCCGAAUGUUUGAUGACAAGUUCGUGGUCACUACGUUUUAUCCACUGAGUGCCUAUAAGAGAGGUUACUUAUACCAAACUGUGCAGUAAAGCUGCACACACACCUCCAUAAAAAACAUUUAAAUUACAAUCGUGUGACUGCUUUUAAACCCUUGAUCUGUGUAUUAUUCUAUUGUGCUACCUUUAAUACUUACUUGUGUCACUAAGAUCAACAUUGUUGUGAAUAUAGGCACACGUGCAAUUUAACUUGGGUGGAACAAGGAGAAAAGUUUUAGUGCCUGCUUCCUACUUCCCUUUUUUACUAAAUGAUCACACCAUAAUAAGACAAUUAUAUUUACCGUGUGAUAGCUGGUUGCUAGACAUUCAAUACGUAUGCUUUCAUACUUUGUCAUUUUGAUUAUUUAAAUCUUUUUUUUAUUGCAGUGGGGUUGAUGCACUGCUUUGGUUUACACUGCCUUCUAAACAACAGAUCACUUCAGAGACUAGGUUCACGUGCUUUUUAAAUGUCUACGAUUCCAAAAAUGUGUAGUUUAUGUGGCCUGUUCUCUUCCGUUCUUUUUUUUCCGUUGUUAGUUUUAGUGAAGUAAGUAGUAGGUAUUUAGUAGGUAUUUCCAGUAAUUAUGCACAAAUUUAUAAACUACUGGCUAAAUGCACAGGCCUGCAUGCACUGUGGCGUGGUUAACAUUUAUGUUCAACUUGACCAUGAAAGCUGUUUAACCGCAUUUAAACUGAAGAUGGAAAUCUGCAGAGAGAGCACAAAGACGACAGAGCGGGUAGCCUUAUGCUAUAGAUCAUUCUUAAGCAACUUUUAUUUUAUUUUUGCUUAUUCAGGGUUGAAUGGAAUGAAACUCCAUGUCCCAACACAAAAGCCACAAUCUGUCUCAUCCAAAACCUCUCUGUAUAUGUUUAUUGAACAUUAUACUAUCGCUUUAGAAUUUUGAACUUGAAUUCCAAAGUAUAAUAUUAGUUUAAGUAUAAAUUGGGUCUGAAAACUCAUCAAAAACAUUUCAAGUGGACUUCUUUGGGAAAUACUCAAGUGUUAAAAUGUGUGGUAUGUUGUGCAAAGCAAUGUAACUCAUACCUUCAUAGCACACAUAUGUGAAGAUUCAGAAGCAAAUAAUCUACUCUGUAUCUUCAUUAAGCUGGACUGCCCUGAUGCGUUGAUAAAUAAUGCUGUUGUAAAACUCACUUUACUAUCAAAGAUACAGUAACACAAAUGUGUUUCAGAAAGGCUUAAAGCUAAAAUGCUUUCUACAGAC
Sinocyclocheilus anshuiensis is the source of this 2800-nucleotide messenger RNA. RefSeq names its product serine/threonine-protein kinase Kist-like. The record is from RefSeq and is a predicted model, not a curated record. Gene Ontology annotation, biological process: regulation of protein export from nucleus; positive regulation of translational initiation; peptidyl-serine phosphorylation. The transcript has 8 exons. Gene Ontology annotation, cellular component: neuronal ribonucleoprotein granule; nucleus. NCBI's taxonomy places the organism in Eukaryota, Metazoa, Chordata, Actinopteri, Cypriniformes, Cyprinidae. Bases 339 to 1631 code for a protein of 430 amino acids. Gene Ontology annotation, molecular function: RNA binding; protein serine/threonine kinase activity; ATP binding.